This is a messenger RNA of Paramuricea clavata, 822 nucleotides long. Lineage: Eukaryota; Metazoa; Cnidaria; Anthozoa; Malacalcyonacea; Plexauridae. The record is from the annotation of a GenBank genome assembly.
CUUUGAAGGGCCUGGUUGAUAACAAUUAUCUAAAACCUGUAAUAUGGGCAGAGCAUAAAGAAAGAGCAGAGUGCUUUGGUGUCUCCCUUGGUGUCAGAUCCUUUGUUCGACCGUUAUACCUUUUUAUUAAAUUGAGUCAAUUACGAAAUGUGGAAAAUUGCUAUAAUGGCGUGAAACUUGAAGACGUGGACGCCUUUCAAAGCAUGGAUAGACAAAGCAUGGAAUAUAAAAGAUCGAAAACUCCUAAAAGGUCUGCAUACAAGAAGAGCAAAGACGAGACCAAACUCGAGGUGAAAGAGCCCUGCGAAAGUUGUCGAGUUUUCUUUGAUGGAUUUAACGAAGAGAGCAAAGGGUCUUUUCCGCCAUUCGGAAAUUGCGCGGAAUACGAUGUAAUUCGAACAGUGAAUUUAGAUUAUGAGCUGGGUUGCACUGAAACGAGAAAGCACUGGGAAGUUUUCAAAUCAGCGUGUGAGAGACAUUUUAAAGAAUUUAACGAGCUCGCAAAGAACCUGGAAGAACUUGGGAAUCAAUCUCAAAAUGAAAUAAUGGAAACAUAUUACACAAAUACACGCAACGCAAAGGUUUUAAAAUACCAAAGAUAUUCUGAUGGCUACGAAUUAGUUGCAAUAGGGGCUAGGCCUUGGGACAAGGGGCCACCAGGUAGGGCUAGAAAUAGUGAAAUGAUGGUAAAUAAUUAUAAGAAAAUGAAAAUAAGUUAAAAAGUACAAUGAAUGAUUUAUGAUCAUUAAGCGUAGUUUAUAUAUCUGUAUAAUUUCUUUUUUAUUAUAUGUAAAUAAGCUUUUCUAUUUAUGUAAAACUGUA